Messenger RNA from Sphaerodactylus townsendi, 3910 nucleotides. RefSeq names its product immunoglobulin like domain containing receptor 2 (gene ILDR2). NCBI's taxonomy places the organism in Eukaryota, Metazoa, Chordata, Lepidosauria, Squamata, Sphaerodactylidae. Gene Ontology annotation, cellular component: membrane. The coding region runs from base 298 to 2262 and encodes 654 amino acids. The record is from RefSeq and is a predicted model, not a curated record. The transcript is spliced from 10 exons. Gene Ontology annotation, biological process: pancreas development.
CCUUUGUCUUGCUUGAAAUGCACAAGCAAAUCAAUGGGAACAGAAUCACUCGGAAAGAGCACGGUUUUUGAGCUCCCCCCUAGCAGAGUGGUAGCUCCCAUUCAGAACUCUGCUGCCUAUUCACAAACCGCGCGGUGGAGACCCGCAGAUAACGGGGGAAGAGGAGACUUUAGGUGCCAGCCGGUUCCUCGCGGGGAGCGCGGUUUAUUAUUUGUUUUAACAAAAAACUUUUCUGCCUCCAACCUCCCCCGCCCCCCGGCCAAUCUUUCCUGCCCAUUCUGAAGAGACCUGUAGAAGAUGGAUGGGGUUUUAUUAGGAUGGACCGCUCUCCUGUGGGUAACAGUUGUGAUUGAAGGACUGCAGGUCAUGGUUCCUGAGAAGAAGCGGGUAGCCAUGCUCUUUCAGCCUGUUGUGCUUCGAUGCCAUUUUUCAACUUCCUCCACACAACCAGCUGUGGUACAGUGGAAGUUCAAGUCCUAUUGUCAAGAUCGCAUGGGAGAAGCUUUGGGCGUGGUUUCUGCAGGGAUCCAGGCAGUGAGCAAGAGGAACUUGGAAUGGGACCCCUACGUGGACUGUGUUGACAGCAGGCGAACAGUUCGCAUUGUGGCUUCCAAGCAGGGCUCUGCAGUUACAAUUGGAGAAUUCUACAAGGGACGAGAUGUCACUAUAGUUCAUGAUGCAGACCUCCACAUUGGAAAAUUGAUGUGGGGAGACAGUGGGCUGUACUACUGCAUCAUUGUCACACCGGAUGAUGUAGAGGGCGAGAAUGAGGAGUCAGUGGAGCUGCUUGUUCUGGGCAGGACAGGGCUGCUUGCUGAUCUCUUGCCCAGUUUUGCUGUGGAAAUUAUGCCAGAGUGGGUAUUUGUGGGUUUGGUGAUCCUGGGGGCAUUUCUCUUCUUUCUCCUGGUUGGAAUCUGCUGGUGCCAGUGUUGCCCUCACAGCUGCUGCUGCUACGUCCGUUGUCCCUGCUGUCCAGAUACCUGCUGCUGUCCACGUGCAUUAUAUGAGGCCGGAAAAGCUGCAAAAGCUGGAUAUCCUCCGGGAGUUCCAUCAAUCCCUGGCCCUUACUAUAUUCCCACGGUACCUGUGGCUGGUGCCCCAUCUCAUGCUGUCAUGAUGGAAAAAUCGCAUCUUCCUCCAUUGGCGCCCAGUGAAUCCAGUGCAGGAGGACAAAGUGUACGUAAAGGCUACCGAAUCCAGGCUGACAAAGACAGAGAUUCAAUGAAGGUGUUGUACUAUGUUGAGAAGGAACUGGCUCAGUUUGACCCAGCGAGGAGGAUGCGAGAAAGAUACAAUAAUACCAUCUCCGAGCUCAGCUCUUUGCAUGAACAAGAUGCCAACUUCCGCCAGUCUUUUCGCCAGGUGCGCAGGAAACCACUCCCUCCUCCAGGAGGUCUCCUGGAUGGUGAUGCAGAGUACUGGACAGGGGUGGUCAGUGGAGGUGGCAUGUCUAGACCACAAACAUGCUCUGACUAUAGAGAGGAGAGGGGCAGCUUCAGGCUGAGUCAGCAGAGAUCAAAGUCAGAGAAGCUCUCUCGAAAGAGUUUCUCUAUGGGAAUGCCAGCUGUCUCUAUGGAUGAACUUGCGGCUUUUGCUGAGUCUUAUAGCCAGCGUGCUCGUCGGACAGAGGGCAGUCAGGAACCCCGCCGUUUUGAGAGAUCAGGAUCACGAGGAGCACGUGGAGGGGCAGUGCAGCACCAAGACAACUCCUCAGAUGAAUAUUAUGGCGCUCAAAGGGGAAACCAUGAGCCGCUGGCAGAUUCAGAUAGGGGCUGGUCAUAUAGUCCCCCCCGGAGACGUACCCAUGAUGAGAAACACCUGCCUAGGCUAGUGUGUCGGACACCCGGAGGGAGUCAGAAGUAUGAUCACUCUUACCUAACCAGUGCCCUUGAAAGGAAAUCACGAAGCUACGACGAGAGUGGUGAGCAUAGCGAGACGCCUUCAAAGCUUAGUUCCCAUUCCAGCCAGAGAGGUGGGUCUUACUACGCCUGGUCACCACCAUCGACUUACAAGUCGGGACAGCACCAGCAGCAACAACACCAGCAGCAGCAGCAGCAACACCAGCAGCAACAGCACCAGCAACAACCUCCACAGCAGGAGGAAGGAGAAGACUCUUUGCCUCCGUACACUGAGAGAGAGUUGAGCCGAGGUUCUUCAUACAGGAACAGAGAACAAUCUAACCUCAAUUCCUCAGAGAAGAAAAGGAAAAAAGAGCCAAAGAAAACAAAUGAAUUUCCAACAAGGAUGUCUCUUGUGGUGUGAUGCUAUCAUGGAGGCCCAUAUUAAUAAACUGAGAAACUGGAAGCUCUCAGAGCUACUUGGACUUCAAGGAAUGUGCAGUGUCACUGGAUGUUGUAGACUUUUGUUGGGUUUGUCAAGGACAUGGAGGACUUAUGUGAAAGCCAGUUCCAUCCAAUUGCUCUUACCCAGCUAACCUCUUGGAAAAGACAGCUCACUUCACCAGGAAGUAAAGCAGGGACCAUUUAUGCAUGUACCAAUUACCCCGCAGCUGUUUGCUUCAUAGUGGGCUUUUCCUGCAGGUUUUUUGUUUACAUAGGGAUUCUCUUGCUGGAAGAGUCCUUAGCUGAGUUGCCAUCCCCUCCUUGUUCUUUCCAUGCAAUCUCCAUCUGGAAAGGUUGCCUGGUGCCUUUUUGGGUGCUCUCUAGCAUUAAUUCACUAGAUCAUGUAAGUUUUAUGUCAGUGUCAAGGAUCUAGUGCUUGAGCAAUAGACUCUCAGAGUGGGGAAAAACACAGCCCUUUUGAUCCUUCUGAAGUGGUGGCUGGAGGAUUGGGAGAAACUGCUAUUAUGUGGGCAGGGGAAAGCAGGGAAGAGUGAGAAAACCUGAAGAAAGCAAAACACAUGUUGAUUCCCUUGGCUUUUCCUGUGAAGAGAGAGUAAAAGUCACACUUUGAGAGCUUUUGGAAACUGGAGAUUCUCUGAUCUGAGUGUGCAGUAAGUUCCAAAGAUGGUAAACAUGUGCAUAACUGAGAAUCCAGCCCAAAGGUCAUGUAAGUUUAAUGCAAAGGAGACCACAAGUACAUAAAUGACCAAGGUGUUUUGUCUUUUCUACACUUCCCAUAGGAUUUCACUCUGCAAUGAUGAUGUUUCCAUACUUUAGUCUUCUUCCACACUUGCAGUACUGUAGGAGCUGCCAUAUUGUACAGUAUAUAUUCCAAUUUCUUUAUUACAUACUUCUCAUCUGUGUGGCUUUGUAUCCUAAAAUUGGUAGGUGAAGUUGCCACAGGUUUCAGGACCUUUCAUCAUCUGCCUUUUCUCUCCUAUUUUGAGAGAAAUAAGGAAUUCAUGUACAUUUGGAGAUGGCUUCAAUCAUGAAUGUGGUAUUUUCAAGAGAAAAUGCAAGAAAGGAAACCUUCAUCCUUUGGAAUAACCCAAAACUGUGACCUGGGACACUGCGUUAUGAAGGACAGAGCAAUGAAAGACAUUCUGGGGCUGUUUUUUUAAACAGACCUGCUCAUUCAAUAAUUGGGAGCCACCAGUAAGAUUAAUGUUUUGUUUUGGAAGUGAAAGUAGAUUUUGCUGUAAUGAGAAUGUAUCAUGUUAUUUCACUGUUGUCUGAUAUGAUGCAUCAGCAUUGCCUUAUAGUUGAACUAUAGCCAUAAAAGGUAUCAGCUGGGAGUGCUGAUUGGUCUUUCUGUAGCCAGAAUUCAUGCUCAGGUUCUGCUGACAGUAUUCUCUAGACAAUGAUUAUUAUUUUUUUUAAAAGCCAAGAGAUAGGCAAGAACAGAGCUAGAAUGAGAAAGUCAGGGUGCAAAAGAAAGGAAUAGCCAUUUCUUUUAUAUUUCUACAGGGACCAAGCUUACUAUUUUGUGGUAAUUGACGGCCAUUCAAUAAGGCAACACAAGAAGUGAACAAUAAAUAUGUUGGAUGAAAUUCCAGCUCUGGUAAUUA